CAUGACUCUUCCUGUCGUCUGUUUCCUACUGGUUGAUUUUUAUUUUUUUGGGGGUCACUAUUGCUGGAAUCUUCUUACUUAUUCAUUCUUCUUCUAUAUUUAAUCCCAUAAGAAAUAAAAGAUUUUGUAUUUUAUACUAAUUUCCUAUAAGUAAUGUCAAAAGAGAACCUUUUUUUUUUUCAUUUUCAUUUUCUUUUCUUAAAAUUCCAUACUUACAAUUCAAAGCCUGGUCUAGCUAGCCUCUCUUUCUGUUUCACUUUUACUGGAACAAAAUCUGAAGAGCUGAGCUCAGGUACUUCAUCGUUGACUAGCUACUGCUUUAAUUUCAAACCGUUAAGCUAGAAAAGAUUGAUUUGAUGUUUCCUAGGACAAAAGUCCCAUUGUAAAUCUGUACUCAAAACUGUAGCAAAUACUAGUGUUCCAAUAGUUGUAAAUUUUGUCAUCUGUUUUAAUGUGUUAAUUUUCUUUAUUCAAUGUUCAACUUACACUUCUGAUGCAAUCUAUUGCCAAAGAUCUCAACUUUUUUUUUUCUUGAUCUAGUUGCACAUGUUUCUAUGUAGCAUUUCAUUUUGCUGAGGGUUUUGUAUUCUGGGUUUUGAAAUAGACUUCUGUGGGAGAUUUAAGUGGAGGGAGUCAGUUCUGGAAAAAAUACUUUCUGGGUAAACCUUUUUGUGUUGUGGGUAUUAGUUCUUUUUAUGUAGAUGGUCAUGGAUCAUCAAACCUUGAGCGAAUUCUACGGUUCCACUUCUGUAUUGGAAUUCAGUGAUGAGAUUUAUACUGAUACUGAGAGUAAUUUUGUUGAGCAAAACUGUGCAAGUUUUGCAUUUUGGCCACCUGAUGCAACCCCCAGUGACUUAACCCCUACUUUUAGUGUGAUACCAGAAGUAGAUUUACAUGUGGACUAUGAUUUUAGUGAUGCAGUUCUCAAGUACAUCAACCAGAUGCUUAUGGAAGAAGAUAUGGAAGAGAAGGACUACAUGCUUCAGGGGUCUGAAGUACUUGAGGCUGCUGAAAAAUCAUUAUAUGAGCUUCUUGGAGAGAAGUAUCCACCUUCUCCUGAUAAUGUUCAGCCUUAUUAUGUGGCCCAAAACCAUGAAAGCUCUGAUGAAUAUUAUACUUUAAAUCACAGUGACUCUAGUUGUAGUACUAGCAAUAAAAACUUUGUGAUUCAUGGCUGGGAUUGUGAUUUGGUUCAGUAUGAAUCCUCAAUUAUUGCUCCUCUGUCCACGUCUGAGCCAUCUUAUAGCUUGUUGGAAGGCACUAGUACUAUUCCUGAAACACUUUAUGACAGUGAGUUUAUUUUGCAAUUUAAGAGAGGGUUUGAGGAAGCGAGUAAGUUUCUUCCAAAUGGCGACGGUCUUGUUAUUGAUUGGGAGAGUAAUUCAUUUCUUGUCAAAGAGCAGAAGGAGGAAAGUAAGAAUACCUUUUGUAAGGCUGAGAAGAAAGAUGGGAAUCUGUACUCCCUGGAUGGCUUGAGGGCAAAAAAUAACCCUCAUUCUGAGGAUGUGAAUUUAGAAGAAGGGAGGAGUAGCAAGCAGUCAGCAACUUCUACUGAAUCUACUGUGAGUCCGGAAAUGUUUGAUAUGGUUUUGCUACACUCUGAAGAAGAUGAUUCUGUUCUUUGUGAAGCUGUGCUGAAUGAGAAAAGCAAGAACAUACAGCCAAAUGAUCGGUCCAAAAGGUCAAUUAAUGUAAGGGCCAAUCGGAGGAAGACUGGAGGUAAAAGGGGUGUGGUGGAUUUGAGAACUCUUUUGACACUUUGUGCAGAAGCUAUUGCAGCAGAUGAUCAGAGGACAGCCACUGAGCAACUGAAGCAGAUCAGACAGCAUGCUUCUCCUGUAGGGGAUGGAAUGCAGAGAAUGGCUCACUAUUUUGCCAAUGGUCUUCAGGCACGCAUUGCUGGCUCUGGUACUCAGAUUUACAAAGUCAUUAUGACUAGGCGAACGUCAGCUGCUGAUGUACUGAAAGCUUACCAUCUGUUUUAUACUGCAUUUCCAUUUUUAAAGGUUUUUGAUUUCUUCUCAAGUAAGACAAUUAUGAAUUUAGUUGAGAACGAAACAAGACUCCACAUUGUUGAUUUUGGUAUUCUUUAUGGUUUUCAAUGGCCUUCCCUCAUACAACAGCUCUCCGCAAGGCCUGGUGGACCUCUUAAGCUUCGGAUUACUGGGAUUGAUUUUGCAGAACCAGGUUUCCGACCAGCACAGAGGGUUGAGGAGACAGGGCGCCGCUUGGCAAACUAUGCGGAGACUUUCAAUGUUCCAUUUGAGUUCAAUGGAAUAGCACAAAAGUGGGACACCAUUCAAAUUGAAGAUCUCAAACUUGACAAUAAUGAGGUGCUUGUUGUGAAUUCUAUGUAUUCGCUCAAAUACCUACUUGAUGAGACAGUAGUGGUAGAGAGUCCAAGAAAUGUUGUCUUGAAACUGAUUAGGAAGAUGAAUCCACAUGUUUUCAUACAGGGUGUUGUCAAUGCAGCCCAUGGUGUACCCUUCUUUACUUCAAGAUUUCGACAGGCUCUUUUCCACUUCUCUACUUUAUUUGAAAUGCUUGACACCUACUUGUCCCGUGAAAAUCUGGAGAGGAUGCUUCUUGAGAGUGAGUCAUUUGGGCCGCAGGCAAUGAAUGUCAUAGCUUGUGAGGGCUCAGAGAGGGUUGAGAGGCCAGAGACAUACAAACAGUGGCAGCUUCGGAAUGUGAGGGCUGGAUUUAGGCAGCUUCCUUUGAAUCAGGAGAUGAUGAACACUGCAAAGGACACGGUGAAAUCACGCUACCACAAGGAUUUUGUUAUUGAUGAAGAUAGCCAGUGUCUGCUACAGGGCUGGAAGGGACGAAAUAUUUUUGUACUCUCUUUUUGGAGGUCUGAUUGUUAAAUGCAUGAUCAUUGUUAUACACAAAGCUAAGGUUAAUUGGGGAGUGAUCUUUUGGCCACCUGCUCAUCAUCAUGCUGUGGAAGGCCUAUUCUUAUCUGCAAAGAUAUAUGUGCAUAUCAAUGCUUAAAUACUUACUGUGCUUGAAGAGACAAAAAUAUAUUCCAUUUUAAAUGUAUGUAACAUAGAUGGAAACUUUUUCAGGCAAUUGGUUAUUUGACGUAGAUAUCUAUGUAUACAAGAAAAGACUAGCUGUUUACAGUACAUAGUAACUGAACUUUCAAGGCUGCUCCUUUGCUGCAUAACUCAUGCUCUUAACAUAGGAGGUUGGCCUAAUUGCAGCUUACGUAUUUAGGUGAAGUAAUGAGACCCCAAGGAUCAAUGAUUAAGAUGUGAACCAAUAUGUU
Molecule: messenger RNA, 3271 nt
Organism: Quercus lobata
Lineage: Eukaryota; Viridiplantae; Streptophyta; Magnoliopsida; Fagales; Fagaceae
Product: scarecrow-like protein 30
Exons: 2
Coding region: 702-2867 (721 amino acids)
Source: RefSeq, a predicted model, not a curated record